AAACCCUGGAUUUGCAACAUCCUCAAAGAACAGCAACGGGCCUUGAGCAGAAUUGAGAAGGAAAUACCCCCACCUGCCCUCAGCCGUUAAGUGGGCUUUGCUAUUCACAAGGGCCUCUGGGUGUCCUGGCAGAGAGGGGAGAUGGCACAGGCACCAGGUGCUAGGGUGCCAGGGCCUCCCGAGAAGGAACAGGUGCAAAGCAGGCAAUUAGCCCAGAAGGUAUCCGUGGGGCAGGCAGCCUAGAUCUGAUGGGGGAAGCCACCAGGAUUACAUCAUCUGCUGACCGGCAGGUGCAUACAAUGGCAAGGCCACCUGAUACACCAGUCCUGUUCAUUUGGAAAAGGGACAACUCCUUCACAUUCACAAGCUGGGCUGUAACAACUGCUCUGAAAAGAAGAUAUUUUUCAACCUGAACUUGCAGUAGCUAGUGGAGAGGCAGGUAAGGAAAAAGGAAAUGAAACCAGAGACAGAGGGAAGCUGAGCGAAAAUAGACCUUCCCGAGAGAGGAGGAAGCCCGGAGAGAGACGCACGGUCCCCUCCCCGCCCCUAGGCCGCCGCCCCCUCUCUGCCCUCGGCGGCGAGCAGCGCGCCGCGACCCGGGCCGAAGGUGCGAGGGGCUCCGGGCGGCCGGGCGGGCGCACACCAUCCCCGCGGGCGGCGCGGAGCCGGCGACAGCGCGCGAGAGGGACCGGGCGGUGGCGGCGGCGGGACCGGGAUGGAAGGGAGCGCGGUGACUGUCCUUGAGCGCGGAGGGGCGAGCUCGCCGGCGGAGCGCCGGAGCAAGCGGAGGCGCAGGAGCGGCGGCGACGGCGGCGGCGGCGGCGGCGCCCGAGCACCCGAGGGGGUCCGAGCCCCGGCAGCCGGCCAGCCCCGCGCCACAAAGGGAGCGCCCCCGCCGCCCGGCACCCCGCCUCCCUCCCCAAUGUCCUCGGCCAUCGAAAGGAAGAGCCUGGACCCUUCAGAGGAACCAGUGGAUGAGGUGCUGCAGAUCCCCCCAUCCCUGCUGACAUGCGGCGGCUGCCAGCAGAACAUUGGGGACCGCUACUUCCUGAAGGCCAUCGACCAGUACUGGCACGAGGACUGCCUGAGCUGCGACCUCUGUGGCUGCCGGCUGGGUGAGGUGGGGCGGCGCCUCUACUACAAACUGGGCCGGAAGCUCUGCCGGAGAGACUAUCUCAGGCUUUUUGGGCAAGACGGUCUCUGCGCAUCCUGUGACAAGCGGAUUCGUGCCUAUGAGAUGACAAUGCGGGUGAAAGACAAAGUGUAUCACCUGGAAUGUUUCAAAUGCGCCGCCUGUCAGAAGCAUUUCUGUGUAGGUGACAGAUACCUCCUCAUCAACUCUGACAUAGUGUGCGAACAGGACAUCUACGAGUGGACUAAGAUCAAUGGGAUGAUAUAGGCCCGAGUCCCCGGGCAUCUUUGGGGAGGUGUUCACUGAAGACGCCGUCUCCAUGGCAUCUUCGUCUUCACUCUUAGGCACUUUGGGGGUUUGAGGGUGGGGUAAGGGAUUUCUUAGGGGAUGGUAGACCUUUAUUGGGUAUCAAGACAUAGCAUCCAAGUGGCAUAAUUCAGGGGCUGACACUUCAAGGUGACAGAAGGACCAGCCCUUGAGGGAGAACUUAUGGCCACAGCCCAUCCAUAGUAACUGACAUGAUUAGCAGAAGAAAGGAACAUUUAGGGGCAAGCAGGCGCUGUGCUAUCAUGAUGGAAUUUCAUAUCUACAGAUAGAGAGUUGUUGUGUACAGACUUGUUGUGACUUUGACGCUUGCGAACUAGAGAUGUGCAAUUGAUUUCUUUUCUUCCUGGCUUUUUAACUCCCCUGUUUCAAUCACUGUCCUCCACACAAGGGAAGGACAGAAAGGAGAGUGGCCAUUCUUUUUUUCUUGGCCCCCUUCCCAAGGCCUUAAGCUUUGGACCCAAGGAAAACUGCAUGGAGACGCAUUUCGGUUGAGAAUGGAAACCACAACUUUUAACCAAACAAUUAUUUAAAGCAAUGCUGAUGAAUCACUGUUUUUAGACACCUUCAUUUUGAGGGGAGGAGUUCCACAGAUUGUUUCUAUACAAAUAUAAAUCUUAAAAAGUUGUUCAACUAUUUUAUUAUCCUAGAUUAUAUCAAAGUAUUUGUCGUGUGUAGAAAAAAAAACAGCUCUGCAGGCUUAAUAAAAAUGACAGACUGAAA
This is a messenger RNA of Homo sapiens (human), 2179 nucleotides long. It is a transcript of the gene LMO2, whose product is annotated as LIM domain only 2. The coding region runs from base 716 to 1399 and encodes 227 amino acids. The record is from RefSeq and is a predicted model, not a curated record. Gene Ontology annotation, cellular component: nucleus. Lineage: Eukaryota; Metazoa; Chordata; Mammalia; Primates; Hominidae. The transcript is spliced from 7 exons.